Molecule: messenger RNA, 1478 nt
Organism: Ornithodoros turicata
Lineage: Eukaryota; Metazoa; Arthropoda; Arachnida; Ixodida; Argasidae
Product: mucin-2-like
Exons: 9
Coding region: 148-1338 (396 amino acids)
Source: RefSeq, a predicted model, not a curated record
GGGACGAAGAAGAAGAAGAAGUCGAGUGGGGGCGCGGAGGGUCCCGGAAUCCGUUCUUCUAGGCUGGCGUUAGGCAUCGCUUCCCAGGGCGAUUUAUUAUAGCUCAAUUCCUUACAAUCAUUUCGAAAUUGUAGUGCAGCGGUAGCUAUGUCGUCUGUCGGUGGCAGCAGCACAGAUGCCGAGGAACAGCCUGGGGAGGCGGUAGGGUUCAGCAGCGUGAAACGAAGCGGCAUCCUACGGAUGGUCUUCGGCUUCGUUGCCAUUGUUGUCGUCGUCGUGGUCGUCAUUGUCCUGGCUGUGUUUGUCCCCAGAUGGAAUUCCACCUCAGGGGAAAAGCUGCACAUGCAAGACAGAGGGGCUACUGCGCAAACUGUUUUUACUUCUUCGUGGGACGCUCACAUGAACACAAGUUUAAUGACAAAGUUUAACGACAACAUAACGACUCGGGCGAUCCCACCUCCAAUCACCUCCAGCGUGCCACGAUCCAGCAGUGCUUCGGAUAUGUCGUUAGGAUUGACGACGACGGGAGGACCAGAUCACUCGACAAGAUCCGCGAAAGUUUCCGAAGCCUCGCCUUCGUCCAGAAAAUCUUUUGCGUCCACCUCUGCCUCUGCUGUACUGACAACGCCUCGGUUUCCUCAAACGAGCAUGACAAGGGCAAGCCUUUCCCCGGCGAAACCAACGGACCAUACUACGUCAGGCAGGGGAAGGAUUGCCGAGCCAGAGAACAGAACUGACGAACCCGAACGUCCUGCCGUUUCGCCAGCAGACGGCAAACAGGUCAACAGAGGGCUCAGUGUCUCUGAAGGACCUCUGACGACGAAAGCUCACGGGAACUUGUCCUCCGCACGGGAUGAUAACAAAAAUUCUACCGAUGCAACGCCUGCCGAAAAGAUCAUAGAGACGGCGCACGGGGCGAGCUCAGUUAAUCUCACAGCUACAUUUAAUGGUUCCGGAGACCCCCUGCCAACCACGAGGCCCCCUGCAGCUCUUCUCGGCAAGGGCGAUACAGAGGACAAUCGCCAGGCUACUUUGACGACAUCGGCGAUAAACGUCACAGAGCCGGUGCAUAAGUCGAGGUCUGCUAAUACUACCGAAGACCGCCCGGUGGCUAUGGUAUCCGUUGCAAUGACCGACAUAGGUACCGGCAUCGCUGUAGAUCUAUCGCCAACAGCUACCCCGGUGAAGAGUGAAGAAGCCAACCCAGACGAAAAAAAAUUGACCAGACAAGCCGCCAAGGAUGUGACGAGUGCGUCAGAAAUACUACCAGCGCGCACCGUAUUCCACACAGAUGGUAGCCCAAUCAUUGCAGAAGCUGCAAUGAGUACUGGUCUAUAACCGAGGUCACAAGAAAGAACUCCGUAUGCUUGCUUUGCCGUGCCCUGCGAAGCCUUGCCAAUGAAGCCUUCCUUCCAUCCAAUUCAAAUUGCUGUGCAGAUACUUUGAGCUAUGCCCAUAAUAAACUAAUACCUUUACGA